Molecule: messenger RNA, 3612 nt
Organism: Fomitiporia mediterranea MF3/22
Lineage: Eukaryota; Fungi; Basidiomycota; Agaricomycetes; Hymenochaetales; Hymenochaetaceae
Exons: 13
Coding region: 1-3612 (1203 amino acids)
Biological process (GO): peptide catabolic process
Cellular component (GO): mitochondrion; cytosol
Molecular function (GO): metal ion binding; metalloendopeptidase activity
Source: RefSeq, a predicted model, not a curated record
AUGACUGUUACCGAAGACACAAGGUUGGCAGAGGACGCUAAGAACUGGGUGUUCGUUCCUGCUAAGGACGGUAUUCCGGCAUAUCAUAAAUAUAAUCAGCCCAUUCAGAAAGGCUCUAUUGACGACCGUGAAUACUGCAUUAUCCGUCUAGACAAUCACCUUGAAGCCACGAUUGUUAGCGACAAGGAUGCAGACAAGUCCGCCGCUUGUAUGGAUGUCGCAGUGGGAUAUUUCCAAGAUCCGGAAGAUAUGCAAGGCACUGCCCAUUAUUGCGAGCACUUAAUGUUCAUGGGCUCGGAAAAACAUCCACAAGAAAAUGGGUACUCCGAGUAUUUUAACUUGCACACUGGCUAUUGCAACGCCUGGACGGGAGGUUCUGACACUGGUUUUCAUUUCAGAGUCGCCUCUGAUGCACUUAAAGGAGCACUCGUGCUCUUUUCUGAAUUCUUCUACUGCCCGCUUUUUUCCGAAGGCUCUGCACUGCGCGAAAUUGAGGCGGUUGAUUCUGAGUAUUCAAACGCACUCCAAGAUGACCCUUGGAGGCUAGUGUAUCUUUUACGUUCCCUCGCUCGUCCCGGACAUCCAAUACGAAAGUUCAACCACGGAAGCAAAAAAUCAAUAUUAGAGAAGUAUCUUGCAUCAGAGGCAUCGCCCUCGCAGCGAAACUCAGACAGGGAUAGGCACGAUCGUGGAUCGUCGACAUCAAGCAGAAACUCCGCAAAUGAGGGCUCCUUGAGAAAGGAAAGCACUCUAAUGCGAACAUCCUCACACGGAAGCGACGUGCACAAACACAUAACCAGUUCUACGAGCAAGUCAUUGCCUACCAAGCAAUCUGCAAAAGAUGGCCAAAGUCAUGGUAGGACCCCCAGCAGAAGCUCCACUCAGAGCACUCGUUCGGCAAACCGCGCACAUUCAGAAUCGAGAAGCAGUGAUAGAAGCAAGGCAUCGUCCGUAACGUUAAGUAGAGCCAGCUCUCAUCGUGGCAGGAAGGGCGCAGAGGCUUCAGACACUAUGAAGGUUAGGAGGGCGGCAGAGAAAGAAGCUGCUUUGAGGGCUAGAGAUAGAUUGAUUAAAUGGUGGAAGAAGGAAUAUUGUGCGGGCAGAAUGAGUUUGGCUGUUGUCGGGAAAGAACCCCUUGACCAGCUCACACGCACGGUCGUGAAGGUCUUCCAUCCGGUUCAAAACAGGCAGCAAGACCCUACCCCAUUUGCAUCCAUGAAACAGCCGUACGGAAAACAAGAGCUAGGUAAAAUUGUUUAUGUUAAAUCAAUCAAGGAGACGUACAAUAUCAUUAUUACCUUUCCUAUCCCCUGGCAGGAUCCUUUCUGGCGUGAAAUACCAGCGUCAUUCGUUGCUGAACUACUUGCUCAUGAAGGUUCUGGUUCACUGCACGCCUACUUAAAAAAUAAAGGAUGGCUCGUAACGUUAACUGGUGGAGAAGCGAGCGGAGAUCGGGGGUUUAGUUUGUUCGAGAUUGAAUUGGAAUUGACUAAGGAUGGAUUCAAGUACCAGAAAGAGGUAAUAUUAACAUGCUUCAAGUUUAUCAAUCUACUUCGCAAGGCUAAAUUUCCAGAAUGGAUGGUGGAGGAGCUGAAGCUGAUUCGAGAGCUAUCGUACCGCUUCAGGGAGAAAGGCGAUGCUAUGUCUCAUGCAAAUCGCAUUGCCUCAUUUAUGAAAUACCCGACUCCGCGUGCACUACUUCUCAAUGGUCCUGCUCUCCUCUGGAAAUGGGAUGAGGGGCUUGUAAACGACAUAUUGAAGAAGCUGGACAUCGGGAAUUGCUUUAUUAUUGUGUCCGCUACGGAUCACGAUCAUAUUCAUGGGGAGACAUGGCGUAAGGAACGGUUGGGUGGUGCGGAGUACGUUGAGAGAAGGUUUGAGUCAGGGUUUAUUUCUGAGGCUCGUAAAGAUAAUGACAUUUCCGAACUUGCUUUGCCAGAACCCAACCCAUUUCUUCCAGACAACCUUGAGGUCAAUAAAGUGCGCGUCAGCGAGCCGAGGAAACAACCCGCACUUAUUGAGCGCACAUCACUCAUGGAGGUAUGGCAUAAGAAGGACGAUCGGUUCUGGGUUCCUAAAGCUAUUCUGCAAAUUUCGGCACGGACACCUACUGCUACAGCUACUCCUCGUGCUCUGAUAUUGACACAAAUGUUCAUAGACCUUGUGAAGGACGCACUCAACGAAGACGUUUACUGUGCAAGGGUGGCGGACUUUAAAUACAGUCUAAAAAGUACUAUUCGUGGUUUUGGGAUAGAAAUUGAAGGUUACAAUGAUAAACUGCACGUUCUCUCCAAGGCAGUCGUUGCCAAGAUUAAGCACCUUAAGAUUCGAGAAGACAGAUUUAAGGUUAUGGCUGAACUAACGAAGAAAAAUUUGAAAAAUAUGCAAUUUAAACCACCUUAUAAACUGUCUAUGCGCCACUUUGAUUACAUUACAGAAGAUCGUGAAUUCAGCAUCGAGGAGAAAUUAACAGCGUUGAAAGGUAUCACGGUUGAGGAACUGUCCAGGCAUGUCACCGCGUUGCUAUCACAUCUUAAACUAGUAGUACUUGUCACUGGUAACAUUGGAAAGGAGGACGCUCUUAAUAUCGCAUCCACUGUAAGGAAAACACUCCUCACAAAACCCGUUCCGGACGACAGGCUCCCAGAGCUGCGGACGCGUCUUCUUCCCAAAGGAUGUAGUUAUGUCUGGGAUCUACCUGUACCCAACGAUAAAGAGACCAACUCAAGUGUAUACUAUUAUUGUCAUAUUGGCAGCGUUUCCGACCCACAUACUCGCGUGACAUGCUGUCUGCUUAGCCAAAUCAUGGAUGAGCCGGCAUUUAAUCUUCUUCGGACGAAAGAACAACUCGGAUACAUAGUUCAUUCCGAAGACACAGAGAAUACUGAAUCAAUUGGUCUGUAUGUGAUAGUGCAGAGCGAGACAAGCCCGAAGUACGUUGAAUCGCGCAUUGAAGCAUUCCUAAUACAUAUGCGUAAGACAAUCCGGGAAAUGUCAGACGAAGAGUUAAUGAACCACAAGGAGUCACUCAGGAAGAGUUGGGCAGAAAAGCCGAAGUACCUCUCCAUGGAAUCAGGAAGGUUUUGGUCUUUCAUUCAUGACGGAAGCUAUGAUUUCAGGCGCAGGGACGACGAUACACAGCUCCUUCAUAGCGUAUUGUUAUCAGAUGUCCGUUCGAUGUUCGAGAAGCAUGUGGAUCCAUCGUCGAACACUCGUUCCAAGCUCUCGAUACACAUGCAUUCCAAAGUACCACCUAAGCCUCCCAAAGUUCAUAUCCACCCGAACGUUAGCAUUCGUGCCUCUAGGGAGUUCCUCGGAGUACUAAACGAAACAAACAUAUCUGUAGACAAAGAUGAAUACAAUUCAAAGUGCGAUCUUGAACUGAUUGUGCCUGACAUGCACAACUACUUGAAGGAGACAUGCUUAAAGAACUUGCUCCAAAGUAAUAGUAGGAAAGUCAAGGAGUUGCUUGGAAAGCUGGAUUUGCUUGUAGAGAUGUAUCCUGUAAAAUCUGCUUUGGAAGCUAAACAUAUACAGGAUGGUGGCAAGCUCAAACAUAGUCUUGCUCUCUCUGAUGUUACAAAACCAGUAAAGACGUUCAAAGUGGAAUAG